Mizuhopecten yessoensis (Yesso scallop) is the source of this 2516-nucleotide messenger RNA. RefSeq names its product myeloperoxidase-like. Lineage: Eukaryota; Metazoa; Mollusca; Bivalvia; Pectinida; Pectinidae. Gene Ontology annotation, biological process: response to oxidative stress. Bases 16 to 2361 code for a protein of 781 amino acids. Gene Ontology annotation, molecular function: peroxidase activity; heme binding. The record is from RefSeq and is a predicted model, not a curated record. The transcript has 15 exons.
CUAGGGCGUACAUGGAUGCAUUCAUUGUGUUGUGCAUAUAUAAAGGACGUCUCAAAUACCCAACAGCGGAGUGAAAAAGGAAAAUUCAAGGUCUGCAAACGCUCCGAACAAGGAAAAGACAUGAUGCUGUCGGCUAAAACUGCCGUGCUGGUGAUAUGUUGUCUUACCCUUGGCAACGUGAUGACGAAAAUGACAUCGGAUAUCUACCGGGAGUUGGAGGAAGUCUUGGAAGAUUUGAAUGAGGAGACGAGAGGGGAAAAUGCGGAGGAAUCGGAGUUGUCUUCUGACACAUUGGAUGAGGAUAGUGUUGACGUCGCGACGAGAAGCGGUUAUAAGAUUACUCUCGCUGUAAAGCUCGCCUUAAUCAAAGCAAAGAAAUUGCUCGAGGAGGAGUUCGUGAUACGAAAUCGCCAUUUUACAUCCGGUAUCGACUUUCCCCCAGGCGGAUCAUCUGCUGCAUCGAUGGCUGGUCUGAACGACAUGGUGUACGGCACAGAGGGAGAACGUGAGGAGAACAGAACUCUGAUAGCUCUGUUUGCUACGGAAAUACUUUUAGGACCCGGUAAAUUCCGGUCCCUCAGCAGGCUUCGGAGGAGUCGAAGUGUGAAAAAGGUGUUCAGGGCUGUAGAGGGAGACAACUGCGAUAGCUGGAAUCGUCCAGUGUGUAACAUCGAUUGCAAAAUAGAUGCUGACUCGCCUUUCAGGAGAAUCAAUGGCACCUGUAACAAUUUAAAGCAUCCGAAAUGGGGUUCAACCGGGACGCCCCAGGUUCGUCUUUUAAAUGCAGAAUACGAAGAUGGGAUCGGUGGCGUACGGACGACUGGCAAGAAUCACUUUAACCUACCAAGUCCCAGGACGGUAUCCAGAACAGUGUUACGAAACGAGAGUGACCUCCAGACACCCGAUGACCCAACCAGAAGUGUAAUGGUGACGGUGUGGGGUCAGUUUCUGGACCACGACCUCACGGAAACCCCUAUGACUAAAGGUAGAAAUGGCACCAACGUGGGCUGUUGUUCGCUGUCUAGUACGGAGAGAGCAAUGAGGACCCAGUGUGCUACUAUUGAAAUUGAACCCGGCGACCCCGUCUACACUAGAGAUUGUAUGGACCUAGUGCGUUCCUUACCGAUCAGGGAAAACCCAUGUCUUCCAGGGGUAAGAGAACAAGUGAACGCCAUCACAUCCUUCGUUGAUGGAUCCCAGGUGUAUGGUUCUGAGGAGGCUCUUGCCCAGGAACUUCGCGCGGGGACAGAUGGUCUGAUGAAAGUCGAGGGUGAUAACCUGUUACCGGCAAAUGACAAGUCUACCUGCCUAUUAAGGAAUGUUAAUGACCAUUGUCAGUUAGCUGGUGACGUGCGUGUGAACGAGAACCCUCACCUUGGAGCCAUACACAUUGCCUUCGUACGAUACCACAAUAUUCUGGCCAAACGUUUCAAGGCUCUUGGCCUUGCUGACGACGAAGAGAUAUACCAGAGGACCAGGAAGAUCAUCGGGGCAAUUAUGCAGCAUGUGACAUACGCAGUGUGGCUACCUGAUGUGAUCGGGGACAAUGCUAUGAGAAGAUUCCAACUCACCUUAGACGACACAGAUCCAUACGAAAAAGACGUGGACCCGUCCGGUAUCAACGAAUUCAGUACGGCAGCCAUGCGAUACGGCCACACACUAGUUUCCCAAAACUUGCUCCAACUGAACGAGGGCUUUAUGAUCACAAAUGACUCGGAUCGACUCGAUAAUCACUUCUUCAGACCAGACAUAAUCUCCGACAGUACGCAAUUGCAAAAUCUGGCCCGCUGGAUGGUCUCCUUGUCGUGCAAGAAGAGAGACGCAUUUUUUGUCCAAUCGAUACACGAAAAUUUGUUCGUUCAAAAAGUUGGAGAUGGGCUUGACCUUAGUUCACUUAACAUACAGAGAGGCCGCGAACAUGGGCUGCCAGGCUACACGAAAUACAGAAGACUGUGUGGCUUACGUGUACCAACAUCCUUUUCGAAACUGAGAGACCAUACCCCAUGGUUCCGAACAAAACUGAAGGAAGUUUACAAGGAUGUGGAAGACAUUGACCUGUUUGUCGGUGCGAUGACAGAGAAUUCCGUCGAUGAUGCCCACAUAAGUAGCACCUUCGCUUGUCUGCUGGGAUUGCAGUUCCGGGCCCUUAAAAGAGGCGACCGCUUCUGGUUUGAGCGCCCUCUGCCUCAAGGAAUGUCGCAAGCUCAGAGAGAUAACAUCAAAUCAUUGCCAUUGGCUAAGAUUAUGUGUGAAGUAUUUGGCAUACAAAGAAUCCAGGAAAACAUCUUCGAAAUACCAAGGUUAAACGAAUUCAAGGCAUGUUCUGAUCUGCCCGACAUCAACGUCGACCUCUGGAUGUAAUGCUUUAAGGAAUAGGUUUUCUUUUUCAGCAAAACGGACAUAACUAUCAACUGACAUACUUGUAUUAUUUCUUUUCUUCCUUCCAAACAGCAUGUUAAUGUAAACUUCUGUAAACAUUUAACAGUUUUUUGUCAAUAAAUAACACUUUUGCAUAA